AUGGCUUCGUCGGCCAACGAUGUGUUUACAGCGAUUUGCGGUGGCACAUUUGUGUACCCGGCGGUCAUGCAUGAGCAGUAUCAAGACAUCUGGGUGACCAACCGAGACGGUGUUACACCCGGUUCGAUUCGGGAGAUCACUUAUGGACAUGCCAUCUCACGUAUAGUUUCAAGAGCGACCGAGGAAAUCACCCGGAUUGACCACACGAGUCGAACCAUUGAAUCUAGGUUCAAGCCCGAUGGUGCAUUCGUGGGCAGGUUCUUUCGUUCGGCCUCCUUGGUCGUAAAGGUCGAACCGCUGUCGAUGAACGAUGGUCCCAACCGUCGAGCUUCGACCGUCGUAUGGACCUUGACCUACGCUUCCGAUUUCAAUGGCGGUGUCAACCUGAACAUGUUCCAAGAUGCUAUAGCAGAGGGAUUCAGGACUUUAGACGUUUAUCUCAGGAGCCCAUAA
Linum tenue is the source of this 453-nucleotide messenger RNA. The record is from the annotation of a GenBank genome assembly. NCBI's taxonomy places the organism in Eukaryota, Viridiplantae, Streptophyta, Magnoliopsida, Malpighiales, Linaceae.